AUGGCUCCAAAUAGAAGAUGUCCAUUUGGAUUAUCCGACCAUCUCACAAUCACUAUUUUCCCAGCUAUACGACAAAAAUCAGUGUCCGAAAAGAAAAUAAUAAAAGUGCGCGAUAAAAGAAGAAGUAAUAUCUCCAGUCUUGGCCGGUUUUUCCAGAACGUUCCAUUUGAAGAUAUUUUAUCAUCAGUUCAAUCUCCUUGUGAAAAACUCUCAAUUUUUACCGAAAUAGUAAACUACGGACUGAACACCAUUAUGCCAGAAAGAUCUAUCAAAGUGCAUGCUACUGACCGUCCGUGGAUGACAAAUAAUUUGAAACGACUUAUCAAUAAAAGACAGAAGGCAUUUGCAACGGGUAACAAACCUUUGUUCUCUCUCCUACGAAAUAAAGUCAAUCGUGAAAGAAAACGAUGCCGUGAAAUAUAUUAUAAAACUAAAGUGCAGGAUCUCAAAAAUACUAAACCUAGUCAAUGGUGGCGCGAAAUAAAACAACUCUGUGGCUGCAAAACAACAAACCGUUAA
Paramuricea clavata is the source of this 519-nucleotide messenger RNA. The record is from the annotation of a GenBank genome assembly. NCBI's taxonomy places the organism in Eukaryota, Metazoa, Cnidaria, Anthozoa, Malacalcyonacea, Plexauridae.